Closterium sp. NIES-65 is the source of this 2958-nucleotide messenger RNA. The record is from the annotation of a GenBank genome assembly. Lineage: Eukaryota; Viridiplantae; Streptophyta; Zygnematophyceae; Desmidiales; Closteriaceae.
AUGGGGUUGGAGACGCCACAAGAGCUGGAGCACGCGGGAAGUAGGGAAGCGUCAGGGCACCCCGCAUUAGGCGCGGGACCGAGCGCGAACCAGUCAGGGGGAGAGGCGCCGCACCCGGCGAAUGCGGAGGCGAAAGCGGAGAUGGACGCGGAUGAAGCAGCGCGGGAGAAGCAGCGGAGAAAGCAGAGCUCGACGGGGCAGGUGAUGGAGGUGCCGCCCAUGGACGAGUACUUGUGCCCCAUCUCGGGCGACGUUAUGGAGGAGCCCGUUACGAUCGCGUCGGGACACACCUUCGACCUCAAGUCCAUUCAAAGGUUCUUCGACGAGGGCAACAAGCACUGCCCCGUAACGCAGGAGGCGCUGGAUAACCUCGAGAUGACGCGCAACGAGGACAUGGCGCGAUCCAUCGACGAGUGGCGCGCGCGCAACACGGUGAUGCGCAUCCAGGCGGCGCGGCCGAAGCUGCAGUCCGCCAAGGAGGAGGAGGUGGAGGGCGGGCUGCUGGAGCUGUUUCAGCUGUGCGAGGAGCGCGCCACGAACCGGUAUUGGGUGGCGGCGGAGGGGCUCAUCCCCGUCGUCGUCAACCUCCUCAAGUCCACCUCUCGCAACCUCCGCCGGAAAACGCUCGCCACGCUCGCCAACCUCGCCAACGGGAAUGACGAGAACAAGGUGCGGGGGAUUGUGGUGGGCUCCUCCAACGCAAAACCAAUCCCUUCCCACAUCCCCCGCACGACCUUGCCACUCGCUACCCACUCCGUUUCCCUCCCCCCAUUUCCCCCCUUUCCCUCCCACGCGUCCCCACCACUCCCCCCCACGCAUCCCUCUACAUCCCUCCGCGCGUCCGCUGCGCAGGAGCUGGUGGUGGAUGCAGGCGCCAUUCAGCUCGCCGUGCGCUCGCUGUCGCGUGACGUGGGCGAGAGCCGGCAGGCCGUGGCGCUGCUGCUGGAGCUGUCCAAGAGCCCCAAGGUGUGCGAGGAGAUAGGGCGCGCGCAGGGCUCCAUCCUGCUGCUCGUCACCAUGCUCAACAACGAGAACGCCAACGCCGCCAAGGACGCCGCCGCCGUGCUGCAGCAGCUGGCCAGCAACGACCAGAACGUCGUGCAGAUGGCCGAGGCCAACCACUUCAAGCCACUCGCUGACCGCCUCACCACAGAGGGAGUCCCCCUCACGGACCAGGGCAAGGCCGUGCCGCUGCACCACAGCUCACUCCCCACCAUCUACACGUCUCUUUCUCUUUCACCCUCCACCUUCGCCCCCUCCCUUCCACCUCGCCCCCUCCCCGCGCCCACCCUCGUCCCCCGUCCUCCCUCCCGCCAGGCCCACAUGACAAGGAGUGUGGUGGCGACGGCGCACUCUCCUUUGCGCCCCACUACCUCGUACUUGCUAUCGACUCCCACGUCCCUUCCUUGCCCUACCCCGCGCCGUGCAGGAUCGGACAUGACGCGGAUCGUGAUGGCGAGCGCACUAUCGCGCAUGUCCUUGACGGACCAGAGCAAGGCAGUGCUGGUGCAGCAGGGCGCCAUCCCGCCGCUCGUCACCAUGAUCGCCGCGGGCAAGCUCGAGGCCAAGGCAGCGGCCCUGGGCGCGCUGCAGAACCUCUCGUCGCUGGCGGCCAACCGCAACGAGCUCAUCCGCGCGGGCGUGGUGCCGCCGCUGCUGACGCUGCUCUUCUCCGUGACGUCCGUGGUGAUGAGCCUCAAGGAGGGCGCCGCCGCCAUCCUCGCCAACAUCUCCCUGGCGGCGGGCACGCAGGCGGAGACGAGGAUCGACGGCAACGGGGCGAUUCUGGAGUCGGAGGAGACCAUCUUCCAGCUGCUCUCGCUCAUGAACCUCGCUGGCCCCAACAUCCAGGUGAAUCUACUGAAGGCGCUGCUGGGCAUGGCGUCGGUACCGCAGGCCAUGGAAGUGCGCAACCGCAUGAUAGUGGGCGGAGCAGUCGACGUCCUCAUCCCCUUCAUUGACGGCUCUGAAGGGGGGCCAGCGACGCGGCCGUUGGCAGCGAGGGUGUUGAGGGAGCUGUCAAAGGAGGCGGAGGCGGGCAGGAGUGUGGCGGGCAGCCUCAUGGAGAACCAGGCGGCGGCGCUCAAGGCCAUCAUCGCCAUGCUGCACGACAAGGACUCGUUUGAUAACCGCGCUGCUGCUGCCGGCCUCAUCGCUGCGCUGCCACCCACUGACACCAAGCUCAACCAAGCUCUCGUGCAGGCGGAUGUGGUGCAGACGCUGGUGACGAUGCUGGGCAUGAAGGGGGGCGGCGUGGGCACCAACGCGCAGCUCAAGGACGCGGCGCUGGAGGGCGCUGCUAAUGCCCUUGUGCGCUUCACUCUCCCCUCCAACAUCAAGCAGCAGCAGCAGCUGGCGGAGCUAGGAGCCAUCCCGCAGCUGGUAACCCUGCUGGUGACGGGCAACGCGGGGGCGAAGAGGGGAGCAGCGCUGUGCCUGGGCAACUUCUCCGAGUCCAGCCCCACGCUCUCCGUCUCUGUCAAGGCCAAGUCAGGCGGGUGCUGCUUCAAGGCGCCCGAGGAGCCCAAGUGUGUGGUGCACGGGGGCACGUGCUCCGUGCGCGCGUCCUUCUGCCUGCUGGAGGCGGAGGCCAUCGACCCGCUCGUGGGCGCCAUGGGCGAGAAGGACCCUCUCACGGCCGAGGCCGCUCUCACCGCGCUGUCGACGCUCAUGGCGGACUCGUGCCGGUGGGAGGCCAGCGUCAAGAUCAUCCAUGAGUCCGGCGGGUUUGGGCGGGUGGUGCAGCAGCUGAGCGAGGGCACGGAGAGGGCGAAGGAGAAGGGGGUGUGGAUGUUGGAGAAGCUGUUUCGCCUCGAGGAGUACAAGUUUGAGUACGCCACCAAGGCACAGGGCGCGCUCAUUGAGAUGACCCAACACGGGUCCAACGAGACCAAGCCCGUGGCUGCUAAGAUCUUGAGCCAUCUCGAGCUGCUGCACCAACAGUCUAGCUACUUCUGA